GGAAGGACACACUCGUUUUAUUCUUGUAAUUUGUAUUUGUCAUAAUGGACACAACAGAUAAAGUUGUUGGUAUUAGCGUCAGCGUGUCUGGUUUACUUUUUUCGUUAUUUUACAGAUUAUAUAAAAACAGAAAUAGAACGGCUGACGAAAUCAAGUCUACUGAAGUUUUUACUGUUGAUGAAGACCUGUUUCGUCGGCUACAGGAAGUGGAUGGUAACUCUAUUGCCUAUGCUACCGUUGAAGGCGUUGUCUAUCCAACCUACCAGAUUCAGAAACUGCAGAGUAAAUAUGUCCAAGAAGAGGGUGUUAUCCGGCACUGGCGGAUUGUAGAACACAAGUCAAGGAGGAUGCAGGGAUAUUGGACUGAUGCUGAGCGAGUUAUUAGUAACACACUUGAGAAUGUACCAUUUAUACUUACCACUUCUGAUCAGUCUGAAAAGAAAGUUCAUGUCACCGAAGCCUUGAAUGCUGAAUUCAUAUUAGAUGACUUGACUGUAACAUAUGAUCAGUUUACGCCAAAAAACCCUAAUAUGCUUCAAAUUGGUAUUGAACGUAUUUUUGGCGAGUAUUCUAAAGGAAUUCAAGAAAAAGAGAAAAUGCUUUUGGUUGGUACAAGUCUUGUUGGAAUUGGAGAAGUGUGCCUUGAGAACAGUCAAGUGAAGCUAGGCCCCCCUUCCCAAGGCAGCUACAUUUUGUCAAAACUGACUCGAAAUGAAAUCAUUCGAAAAUUUGAAUCCCAGUCAUUUGUAUACAAAGUGAUAACCAUCAUUUUUGGAGCAAUAAGCACAGGCUUGACAUUUUAUCUCAUUUGGAAAUUUACAAAAAAGUACAUGGAACACAAACGGAACAGGAGAAUAUUUGAUGAGAUUCGAGCGACUACUCGUACAGCGUUUGAGAGUGAUGCUGCUGAAGCUGAUUCCUCCAUGUGUAUCAUCUGUCUGAGUCACCCUAGGGACGUCAUCGUGUUGGACUGCGGCCACGUGUGUAUGUGCUCGAACUGCGCUCAGAUUCUACCAGAGCCAAAGCGGUGCCCAAUGUGCAGAAUUGAUGUUAAACGCUUUGUCCCACUGUACAGAUCCUAGGAAAAUUGGUGAAUUUCACCGAGUGUGUAACAUUUCUAACACUGAAUUGGUUUCUUUAAAGUUUUAUAACCUCUGUAACUAGAGCGGAGCGAUAUACUGUAUAUACUAUUUGGUAUAGGUAUCAUGUUAAUACUGAGUUACCGUACCAAGCAAAUUUGGUAUUGAAAAAUGUUAUACGCCAUUUAGUAAAGCACUAACAAUAUAUCUGACAAAUCCAAAAUAGCUGAAAAGAAGACAGAGAUGAGGGCCUUGUGUAUGGAAUUUAAUUUUAUUUAGAUGAAAUUAGCAGAUGAGACUUGUUGUAUCUCCAAUGGAUGUCUCUGGAUUUAAUCACUAACAAAUUUAAUCAGACAAAACCACAUGGAACUUAAACCAACCACUUUAGUAAACUUCUUCUCUCGACUACACUCUGCACAUGUGUAUAUGGCAUACGUGUCGACUACAGUCAGAAUCAGAGGGAGCAGUUAUUGUCUUCAAAUAUAUAGUCCGAUACUACAUUC
Molecule: messenger RNA, 1582 nt
Organism: Gigantopelta aegis
Lineage: Eukaryota; Metazoa; Mollusca; Gastropoda; Neomphalida; Peltospiridae
Product: mitochondrial ubiquitin ligase activator of nfkb 1-like
Exons: 3
Coding region: 45-1082 (345 amino acids)
Biological process (GO): organelle organization; protein ubiquitination
Molecular function (GO): ubiquitin-protein transferase activity
Source: RefSeq, a predicted model, not a curated record